AUGAAGAUCCACUUCACCGCUACCACCUUAUUCGCCGUGGCAGCUCUAGCUGUCUCGACCUCGAGUUCGGAAUGCAACAACGAUAACUGCGCUCGUGCUGUUACUGGAACCCAACUCGGCGUCUCUCAUCCGUCCACUGCUCGAGCUGAUUGCAGUAGCUUCUUCCAGAAGACUAUCUCCCCCCUCGUCACAAUUCGAGUCACCGCAACCGUAGCUACUAUGUCGAUGAUCAUUCCUGCCAAGCGACAGAUUCCCACACCUGGCAUCCCAUUCUAUGCAAGACCCUCUACCAUCACCAUCACGACGAAUGUGACCGCUACACUCACUCAGAAGACCACAUCUUCAAUCAGCUCAUCAUCGACUGCUCCGAGCUGCACAAACACAACCACGGAUCCGCAAAACUGUGGCACAUGUGGCAAUGUCUGCUCAUCAGGUGUUUGUGAGAAUGGCUCAUGCACUGCUUCAUCUUGCGUUGCCAAGACUUGCGGCAGCUUCCAAAAUUGCAACGACAACGACAAUUGCUUCUGCUUUUCAUCCACUCGGCCCCUUCCAGAUAAUGGCUUCUGCGGAGCCAAUGCUUUGUGCGAUGAAUCGACCCUAUGUACCACUGAUGCUGACUGCGGACCUGGGACCACUGGUAACAUCUGUUCGGUUGAUACUUGCUGCUCUCAACAACCAAAAGCUCAGCCAGGUAUUUGCUUGCAGGCAUCGUGUGGCAAUCCUGCAACCAAGUUAAAGAUGAUGGCUAGGGCAAGAUUUGGAAGGACGGCCGCAUAUUAGAGAAAGAAGAUGAAGGUUUCGGAAUAGAAGCAAGAAGGAGAGGUUCACCAAAGAAAAAUAAUGGCUUUUAGUGCAAGUCCCUUUGGCAUCUCAUCUUAUCAGGAAAAGC
Messenger RNA from Mollisia scopiformis, 889 nucleotides. RefSeq lists its product as uncharacterized. Bases 1 to 780 code for a protein of 259 amino acids. The record is from RefSeq and is a predicted model, not a curated record. The transcript is spliced from 3 exons. Lineage: Eukaryota; Fungi; Ascomycota; Leotiomycetes; Helotiales; Mollisiaceae.